AUGAAUGCACCUGAUGAAGGCAACGGCCAGGCAAUGCAUCCCAAUAACGGGCAACAGAGGCAGGGCAACGGGAAAGGAAAGACAGUAACGCUGAAUAUCGUGAAGGAGACCGGCAUUCGCCAAAUCACCUUCACAAAGCGCGAGGCAGGUGACGGCAACAACAACUACCCGAUGCAUCCCCAAGGCGGCGACGAAGAUGGCGACGACUACAUGCUGCAUCACGAGAACGAGCAGCGGAGGAAGGGCAAGGGGAGGCAGAAGAUCGAGAUGGCGAAGAUCGAGAACGACACCAAUCUCCAAGUCACCUUCUCGAAGCGCCGCGCAGGCGUCUUCAAGAAGGCGAGCGAGCUGAGCACGCUGUGCGGCGCCGAGUGCGCCCUCGUGGUCUACUCCCCGGGCGACAAGCCUCACUCCUUCGGCCACCCCAGCGUCGAAGUUGUCACCACCAGGUUCCUCCAAGCUGACAUCGGUGGCGGGGCGCCAAUCACUGAAGCCGACAGGGCGGUCAUGGCCCACUACCAGGCCGCCGAACAGGAGCGCAACCGGGAGGUGGUGGCUGUGGAGAUGCAGGUGGAUCAGGCGAAGCAGCGGAGGAAGGAGCUUGACGGCCUGCCUCCGGUGCUUCAGUUGGAGAGCCUCAACUACCAGCAGCUCGACCAGCUGAGGAACUCGGUGCUGAUGUACAAGCAGGGGGUUCAAGCCCAGUUCAGCGGUGGCGCCGGGGUUUAUGGCUACGGAGGCGGCGGCGCUGCGGCGGGGUAUGGACAGAAUGUGCAGUAUCCGCCGAUGGGGUAUGGUACGGCGGGCUACAACUAUGGAGCUCCCUCUGCCGGCGUCGUUCCCUACAACGCCGGCAUUGCUGGCGCUCAAGGCGGGGCUAAUUAUGGAGGAUUUCCCGGCGGCGUUCAAGGCGAGGCUAAUUAUGGAGGAUAUCCCGGCAGCUCUGACGGAAACGUCGGCGGUGCUCAAGGCGGGGUUAAUUAUGGAGGAUUUCCUGGCGGCUCGGGUGGCAACGUCGACGGUGGUCAAGGCGGGGCUAAUUAUGGAGGAUUUUCCGGCAACUACCACCACCACCCUGGGUAUUAG
This is a messenger RNA of Salvia splendens (bonfire salvia), 1086 nucleotides long. Its product is annotated as keratin, type I cytoskeletal 9. The coding region runs from base 1 to 1086 and encodes 361 amino acids. Lineage: Eukaryota; Viridiplantae; Streptophyta; Magnoliopsida; Lamiales; Lamiaceae. Gene Ontology annotation, molecular function: DNA-binding transcription factor activity, RNA polymerase II-specific; RNA polymerase II cis-regulatory region sequence-specific DNA binding; protein dimerization activity. Gene Ontology annotation, biological process: positive regulation of transcription by RNA polymerase II. The record is from RefSeq and is a predicted model, not a curated record. The transcript is spliced from 3 exons.